Physella acuta is the source of this 4545-nucleotide messenger RNA. RefSeq names its product RNA-binding protein 33. Gene Ontology annotation, molecular function: RNA binding. The record is from RefSeq and is a predicted model, not a curated record. Lineage: Eukaryota; Metazoa; Mollusca; Gastropoda; Physidae.
UGCAUUAAAAAUGGCGGCUUCCAAAUUAAGCGAUGAAGAGCUUCUUAGUGACCCUGCAGGAAUCACAUUCCAAAAACCAUCUGAGCUUGAUCUCUUGGGAGAAGAUGGAGAACUUGAUGAAGAUGCCCUUCUUGGCAUGGAUGAAGCUGGUGCAAAAUCUAUUUCAUAUAAUAGUGAAUCUGUUCGAAGUAUGUCUUCAAGACAGAGAUCUAGAACUGCAACAGCAAACCAGCUUUCAGAAGCCCAACAAAUGACCAUCGAGAAUGAGCAAGCAUUUGUGUUUGAAGAGUCAGACACAGCAGACCUUGAGCAUGAGCUCAGUGUUGUUGGAGAAGAUGAGGGACAUUUCCAUGUUUCUGGUCAGGAGAAUAUUUACCAUAGUGAAGGAGACUACUCAGCCAUGUACCAGCAUGUUGAUGGAGAUGGUGCCAGUUUAGAAAUGGCAUCUGAAGAUAAUCUUCAUGUUGCAUUUACCUCAGACGGCAUCUUACCACCAAAUGACAUGGGUUAUGUUGAAUCACAUGAUGAUCAAAGUGGAUACAAUGGUGAACAACAAAGUGUUUUUGUAGAGGAAGCUGAUGUAGGGUAUGCUGAAAGUAACACAGAUGGGACUAUGUUAGAAUCAUCAGGUGUAGAAUUGGGCUAUGAUCAACCAGUAGAACAAGAAGAACAGGUGCAUCUUGAGUAUGGUACACCUGAAGAUAGCAGUCAUAAUGAAACUGAAGUGCAGGAGCAAGUUGAGGCCACUGAGCAUUUUGAAAGUGAGAGCGAAAGUGAUGAAGAUAGCUCAAGACAUGGGAGAGGAAAAUUUACCAGUGAACGAACUGGUGUCAUUUCUCUUGCAGCUGCACCUGCCAGAGAGGCAAUACCUGACACACUUGAAAUCAAUGAAGAGCAAGCUGCACAAAUUGAACAGUUUAUGACUGACAAAAAUACGAGAGGCAAACAUAAAACAAGAGGCCAAGGACGGCUGAGUGUGCACAGCAGAUUGGGUACAAAGCCUGGGCCGAUGAAUAGUAUUUUACAAGGUCCCCGGAUGGUAAUGUUUCCUAGAGGAAUGGUCUCACAGCAGCACAUGCGAAUGGGUCCUCAGUUUCAGAAUUCACAAAAUAGAGGCCAGUUUCCUGGUAUGAUGAAUCAGAGAGGGCCAUUUCCCUUGCGAUUAAUGAAUCAGCGGGGAGCUUUCCCCCAAGAACAAAGGAUUCCCUUUCUUGGUGGGCCAAAUAACCAAAGGCCUUCUUUUCCUGGAGUACCCAACUUGCUUUCAAAUGCAGCACAAAGGACUAUGUUUUCACCCCUUCUUUCAGGGAGAUUUCCAGGCCCACCUAAUCAGAGAGGACAAAUUAUAGGUCAACAGCAGAGGGGACCCAUUUUACAAAAUCAAAGAGGCCCAGUGUUUCAACAAAAUUUAAGAGGUUCACAAACAGGGCCGCAGUUUAGAGGUCCUAUGCCUAAUCAGGCACAGGGACCUCAGAGUUUGUUCAACCAAAGAAUGCAAAACUUGUCCCCAAUGAGAUUGCCAAUGGGUCAAAACAUAAGAAUCUCUAUGUCCGGCGGUCCUGGCCAAAGCCCUAGACCUUUAAUGGGAUCUAAUAACCAGAUGAGGAUGAAUCAUCCUGGAGUUACACCUUCACAGGGACAACCCAUCCCAUCUCUUGUUAAGCCAGUAUCAACACCUCCCCAGUCUCUGAUGAAUCUUCAGCCAGGAGAACCACCAAGGUUAUCUCCGCAUCAGCGACUUGGGAGGUUGCAAGUUCAAAAUAGACAGUCCCAACCUAAUGGUCAACAGGGGCCUGGGUUUUUUUUUAGAGCCCCAGGCCCUGGAAUGUUGGGUGUGGGUCAGGUAGGAUCUCAGUUUCAAGCACAGAAUGAAAUGCAGAUGAUGAAAAAGCAUAAGAUAUAUAUCAAUCCUCGCUUCCAAAACAAUAAUGUUAGACCUCAGAAUCCACAAAAUUUUCAAGGAAUAACUAGAACAGUAAAAAUGGGCAUCCCUGUUCAGAUCAAAAAAGCAAAAGCUUUAUUAGACAAAGCUAAGCAGACUCAGAUGAAACAGGUAUCGCAAACAUUAGGUGCUAAAAGAAAAUCUACUGGUGGAGAUGAUGUGCCUGCUAAAGUUUUCAAAACUGAGCUGAAAGCAACAGACCAGGAAAUUAAAGAGGAUAGUAAAGUUGUUCCAGAAAAACCAGAGCAAGAGGAACCUAUGGAUGAAGAAAGUCGUAAACUGCAUGAACUUCUAGAAGAGCAAAGAAAGCAAAGAGAACUGAUUCAAAAAAAGAAAGAGUUGGCAAGGCAAAAACAAGCAGAAAUAAAACGUAAAGAACUGGAAGAAAAGCUGAAACAGGAAGGUAAGACAAUUGAUGAUAUCUUGGGGAGCACAGAGUCUCCAGAACAACAGGAGCAACAGGCUAAUGCUCCUGCCAAGCCAAUAAGUCAGUCUGUAGCAGCUCGUCUUGGUCCACCACCUAGUCACAGGAAAGAAUCACUGACAUUACAGCAACAACGUCCACCAUUUCAGCAACAGAGACCCGUUAUGCACCAGCAUAGAGGUCCACCACAACAACUCUUUAGAGUUGCAGCCCCAAGAGCUAGUGCUGUGGGUCCAGCUAUGAUGCAGAGACCUCUAAUGUCUCAAGGAAACUCUCAACAAAUACAAAGAUCUUACCCUAAUCAGCCAGUUAUGAUGGUACAGUCAGAACAGAGAAUGAGAAUGCCCAAUGAUGCUCAAGUUCGGGGACCAGCAUCAAAUACCAAUGUACAAUAUCAAGGGCCAACUAUGGGAAUGCAGUUCAGAAAUGUACAGCAGAACAUACAGUUUAGAUCACCUGCACCUUCAGACCCCAGGUUUAUGAACCCUGUUAACAAUUCUAAUCUUAACUUCCGGGGACCUCCGCCUACUAAUGACCCUAGACUUAAAACACCAUUUCAGCCAACUAAUGUUCCAAGACCAGCUGUCCCCAGACAGUCAUCUACAUUUUCUGCACCACCACCCACUGCUACUCAGAAUGUGAGAUACCAACCACCCCACUCUGCACCCCUUCAAGCACCUAUUCGAGCACCCCCACCUCAGCAGUACUCAUCCCAGCAUGGCCCAGCUAGUGCUCCUGUCUCUAAACAACAAUACCAUUACCCCCCUGUUAACCAGCCACCUCCAGUGUCUUACAGCUCAACUCAGUACUCAGCACCACCAUACCAGCCCCAGCAGAGCCAGCCGCCAGUACAGCAGCAGCAGUACCAGCAGUAUCAACAACCUCCUCCAAGCUCCCAGCAGUAUGCUCAACAUACAAACCAAUAUCAGAACUCAGCAGAUCCAAAUUACCAAGGCCAUUUAAUAGCCCCACCUGACCAGUACCAAGCCCCACAGCCUGUACAUCAACAUCCCCAACAGUACCAACAGCAGUACCAACAGCAAUACCAACAACAGUAUGACUAUUAUGGUCAGGGACAGCCAUCUCAUACGGUUCAUACUAACCAGGCACAACCCAGUAUUGUUUAUGAUCAACGUACUGUUCAACAUUCACCUGUGGGUCAGCCAAUACAAACAAUAGGUCAAAGAAUUCAACCAGUGACUGGAACACAGAUGAGAUCCAUCAUCCAUAAUGUGGCAGUGUCAACACAAAAUACAGCUCCACAAAAUUCUUCUGUUCGUUUAGUUCAGACACGUUCUGAAGGGAAUCGGGCUGUAGUGAGCGGUCAGGUACCAGUUUUAGAUGGACCUCAGAAGGUUGUUAUAAUGAAUGUUCCCCAGCUUGCCACUAGGGAAACAAUAAUCAAAAUUUGUAGGCACUUUGGACAAGUUUUAGGUGUCAACCUAAUAAGAGAGCAAAACAAAGCAAUAGUCCAAUUUCAGAAGGGAGAGCAGGCUGCAAAAUGUGUUGGGAAAUGUGAUCAGAAAUGCCUGCAUAAAACAAGACUGACAGUGAGGCUUUUGCCAGGAUGAAGAAAAACUUCUGAAAUCUACAUAAAAGAAACUGGAAUAGAUAAAUAUUAAGAUUUUAAUGUUAUUGUGCAUUUUGUAAAGUCAUUUUUAUAUAAUUUAAGGAUUUAUUUCAGAGGGUUUUGGCCUGCAGGUAAGAGAACAUUUAAGCUUAUUUUUUCACAAUUACAAUUCUUAUUUUGGAGUAAAUUUCUGAACUCUAAUUCUGAACAAAGUCUGUGUUUUUUAUGCUUAAUUGUCUUGGUUUUAACUAUAAAAAGAAAUUAACCUUUGGUCUUGUUUUUUAUAGAGUAAUUUAUCUGUAUGUGUAUAAAUAAUUAUAAAAGAAACUAAAAUGCAAAAAAAAAAACCCCAAAAACUGGAGAGUGGGGUACAAAGAAAAUCAUAUUAAUUUUAAAAAAAAUAAUUCAUGUUUGAUUUUUCUGUCCUUCAUACAUUUUUCUCAAGGUUGCCAUUCUGCAUUUCAAAUUAAAACACUCAUUCAAAACCCAUAGUUACAAAUUAAUUGUUUUAUGUUGCUUAGCUCAGACAUUUUUCAUCAUGUUUUUCAAACCUAGACAUGGUCACAUUGUUGUUUUAUUGAGAUCAUCCUAGCAGUGUUUCUUCCAGAC